Messenger RNA from Neohortaea acidophila, 1575 nucleotides. RefSeq lists its product as uncharacterized. The coding region runs from base 98 to 1435 and encodes 445 amino acids. The transcript is spliced from 2 exons. NCBI's taxonomy places the organism in Eukaryota, Fungi, Ascomycota, Dothideomycetes, Mycosphaerellales, Teratosphaeriaceae. The record is from RefSeq and is a predicted model, not a curated record.
GGUGUACCGUUCAUCGCCACUCAGUCUGCUGCGACGAGUCAUCUUAAAGGAAGCAUAAACCCUACCAUCUUCCGCUUGGGCGAGAAUCUCAAGGACGAUGCCUCCUCUUCGCAACUUGCCGGCUGCGAAGCCGCCACCCGCCAAGACCGAGCGCAGUCACGAAGAAAACCAGGAAAGAGCAUAUAUCGCUGCAUCACGACGGAGUGACCGAAGUCUCGAAGCUCGAGUCGAGUCGGCGAGGCGAGCAUCGGAGAUUCACGAGAAACGAACGGGUCGAAGACUGCGCGUCACGGAGCAAGAUGUCAUCAACGAAGAGAUGUACGAAGAGGAGGAUGAUAAUAUCCCCUGGCGAUACCGACAUCUCUCAAUGAUGCCCAACCUCGCUUCCUUACCUCCUGAUCUCAAACGACGCGUCGAGGCCCAACUCGCCUUCGAGAUGGAGCGCUCGCGUAUGGUCGAUCCCACCGGCCGUUUCGGCCAAGGCUCGCAGUUCAUGAACCCGGGCAUGAUGUCGAUGCCCCUUGGCGGACAACAGAGCAUGUUCUCGCCGUCCAUGUACUCCAUGGCACAGCCCUCGACAACCAUGUCGCCGCAGUCCGCCAUGUUUCCCCCGCCUAGCCCGUCUAUGGCACAGCAGCAAGCCCGAGCAGGAACGCCAGGCCAGCAUCGCCAAUCGCCGUAUCUCCGCCCUGGUCAACAAGCUCGCUCUGCUUCGAUCGCCGAUCCUCAGGAGCUGUCGAUGCACACCCAACAACAGUCGCACUCCGCCCAAUCCCCACAAACAUCCUCGUCACUCAGUGAUCGACGAAUGUCGCUCCCGACAAACCGCAACUCACAAUCUCCCAACCCAUCAAAGGCCGCAAAGAUCACACACACCGGCUCAAGCCAGCGCUCGCCGACGGACUCUUCCAUGCACGCGCAGCCGCACUUCUCGCAGCCAUACUCCUUCGCCGACUCCAACCCUUACGCACCUCUGACUUCAACUCUUCCAUUGAACACACAGCAGCUCCUCGGCGGAGACGGCAUGUUCGGCUUCAUGGGCGACUUCAACUCGCCCCCUCUCAAGCACAACAGCUUCGGCAUGGAUCCUCCCAUGUACAACUACAAUCCCAACGCCAGCCUCAAGAGCACCAACAAGCGCUCCCACGACCAGAUCACCACCACCACCGGCCUCGAGCAGACCCUGAUGCCCACGGCAUCCGCGCUCCACGGCCAGCAAGGCGGUGCUUCCGGCUUCUACGACUCGCCCAUCUCCCCCGAUCAAUCCAUGCUGAACACCAGCAGUGCCAUCGAUUCCGGCUUCGACGGCUCGGGCUUCUACGACGAUAACUUCCAGCUCGACGCGUUCAACAGCAGCGGCCAAGGCUCUCCGGCGGCGGACUUUAGCAACUUCACCAACGACGAGCUUUACCGCGACUCGUCGUUCGCCUUCUAAGGGAUUUCGACAUGAUAGACUUCUGUUCGCGUAUGCGACGUUCAUACCACAUUGUCGACCUGAGGACUCUUUUCGUCGUCUUCUGGAUUCAGCACACGACGGUGCCCUCAAAGCCACCGACUUCCAGAUCCUUUCUUUGA